UGAAGAAUUAUAUGAAGGAAGAGCUCUACAAGAAGCAACAAUUCAGUAUUGGAAGGACACACCUGGUAAAACUGGUUUAAAAGCCAAGUUUUGCCACCCUUCUCAGUUUCACAACUCAUGAUGCUAGGAUCAGAGUAGAGUCUUUUCUGACUACGCUUUCCCCGUAAGCCCUUCCAACUAAAAAUUAUGAAAGUCAAAUAUUUUUAAUACUUUAUCUCAAAGCCUUAAUUGUACAGUUUUUCUUUAGAAAUAUUUACUGUAACUAAAUUUUUAGUAUACAGGUAACUAAGAGAAGCAUUGUCUAGUUAGAGCAAGAAACCUGAGUCAGAAGUCUUGGGUUUUGUUCCCCCUCUAGCACUGACUGACUAUCUAGCCUUAGGCAACUUACUAAUAGCCUGAUUUUCAGAAAUGCUGAGUACCUACAAUUCCUAUGAAAGUCAAUGGCAGCUGCAGAUACUCGGCAUCUUUGAAACUCAGGUCACUGAUUUCUUUGUUUACUCAGGGUACAAAGUAGGAAUAACAAGACUUCCCAAACUCACAGGGGUGUUGUCAGGUUUCAUUAAUUAGAAUUUACAAAGCACCUGGAGAACCUGUGAUAAAAAAUUCAAAAGGUUGUGAAUAUUGUAGAAAACAAAUGUAUACACAAACAAGAAAAUUAAAAGCAUGCAAAUAUUAGUAAUGUGCACAUAUAUACCCCCUUUCAUCUGAAAUUUUUUCCAAGUGCUAUACAAACAAUUAAUUAAGCAACACAACCCCCCUGAGAGAUGAGUGGUUAGUAAUGGUUUUAUCUGACUGAUGGAGAAACACACAGAGAGAAGUUAAGUGAUUUUUCCACAGUUGCACCAUAGGUCAAUGAGAGACCGAGGGCUUCUUUCCUAGAAUUCCUGCUCUAAUCACUGCCAAACUCCCUUGUGAUUAGAAAUAAGCUAAAACCCACAAUUCCUAUAAAAAGGAAUUAUUUUGCCUUUCUUAAGAGGAAAAAAAAGGAAAAAAAGAAUAGUUACAGGACAGUGAUCUUAUUAACUAAUAUACUUGUCAAGGAAAGGAAAGAAUCACAAAGGGAUUCAAACAUACUGAGAUGGUUAUACUAUCUAUCCAUCAUUUCUCUGAAAAUUGCUUAUUGCUCAUCUCAGUUGUGGGAGCCUGACAUAAGAACUUUUCAAUAAAUAUAAGAUUUCUUCUUUAGCCAUCUCUGUAGGUUGGAUUCUGAUUGCAGUGGUUUCUUUCCUUGGAAGAUGUGCUAGUCACCUUGUUUUUGACAAAUAUUAAAGUCCCUUGUCAUCUAUUUUUUUACAGUAGGCAUGGAAGUACUGGUUAGUAUAUUUUUAUAGGCUUUGGAGGGCUCAUAAUUUAUGGCUAUCUUCUAAUUGCAAAUAUAAGGAGGGGCAAUUAAACCAGAUUCUUUCCGGUUUAUUUUUCUCAUCCUGCCCUUAAUCCUUUUUGUUUCCUUCCUCAGUGGGCUAGGGGUUGUCCUAAAUACUAGCUAAGCUGAGAAUGACAGCAUAGUCUUUUUGUGACACAGACUGUGAUGCUACCAAAAGGUAGCUACUGAGUUUAGUCUUAGCUUGACCUGAAACUAGCUAUGAGGUAUCCUCUGGUUCCUUUGGUGAAUGAUUUGACCUUUCCUCUUCUCUUUUUUUGGUUUUGUUUGCCAUUUGGAUUGUUGUUGAUCCUACUGAUUAUCUGGCUUCACCUUUUACUCAGUGAAGCCCAAUUGCCCUGUGCCAAAGAAAUAAAGAAGCCAUCUUCUGAUCAGUCUGAUGACAAUGCAGACCCUAAAUCUGAGAAUGAGUCCCCAGGGAAUAAAAGAUGGAGUGAGAUGCCUGCUAUGGAGUUCCAAAAGGACAUGUGGAUGAAGGCCCCUAUGGGGCCCAAGCCGGCUUAUCUGAGUUCAAAACCAAGAGUCCAAACGAAAGGCCUCUUUACUGCAAUCUCGGAUGGUCUGUCAUGGGCCCAGGGGACAAGGCUAUGUCGCUUUGAGAAGAAUACCCUGUAUAAUACCAUAAUGCUACUGUGCACCCUGCUUCUUUCUCUCAUCUGGAACUUUGGCUGCCAAUUGCUCGAGAUCUCUAAUGUCCUGACGAUUCAGCUGCUGCCAUCAUCUCUGGUUAUCUGCACAGCUCAGCUUUUCACCCUGCUGAGAGAAAAGGUGGUGAAAAUCUUGGAUUCCCUGAGACUAGAUAUCAGAGGGCUGUCUGCUUCAUUCACUGGGAGGAGAUAUGAGAAAACUGAAGCAAAGUGAUGCAGCAAUAUGCAUGGUGGUUCCAAACUGGAGAACUACAUUGGUGUGCAAAUAAAACAAGUGGGGAUGUUGCCACUAGCAGUAACCUAUUCAAUGUCCUUGAGAGCUGUUAAUGUGGAGCAGAGGCAUAGGAAUUCUCUAAUCUUGACUAUGUGUUGCUUUGUUUUUUUCUUUUCUUUUAAUCUACACACAGCAUCCACACACACAUCACAACUCGCUUCCAUGUGGAUAAUAUCAAUAGACCAAGUACUGUCAGUUGAGCUGACACCUUUUGCCAGCACCAACCUCAUUUCAAACACUUAAGGCAAUGAACGUCUGUUGAUUGUUCAAGCACCAUUACGCUCCAAUGACAGAAAAUAAUGGUUCAUAUUUCAAUCAGCCCAUUUUUUUUUUUUGGUCUCUAACUUGUAAGACCCCAAAUAUUAGAGAUUAGCAGAUUUUUCAGUUCUCAGCUCCUGAGAAAUGGAACAAACCUACCUUAGAUUGCUAAUGGGUUCAUUGCUACACAAUAUACAGAGACAUUGGGCACAAGACUUCUCCAUUCCUGCCCAGUGUUCCUGGUGCAUUCUUUUUAAGCACUUAGCAUCUUGUGUAUAUGUCAGGUUGUGCCCCAAAGGUGUACAUUUGCACUCAGAAAUUUAAAUUGCCUCUACUAGGUGCAGGGAUCGUAGGGCUGAUGAAAAUGUGGGGAGCCCCUAAUUUGUGCCCUAAGGGAAUACC
This is a messenger RNA of Terrapene triunguis (Three-toed box turtle), 2962 nucleotides long. RefSeq names its product adipogenin (gene ADIG). Gene Ontology annotation, biological process: fat cell differentiation. The transcript has 3 exons. The record is from RefSeq and is a predicted model, not a curated record. The coding region runs from base 1583 to 2242 and encodes 219 amino acids. NCBI's taxonomy places the organism in Eukaryota, Metazoa, Chordata, Testudines, Emydidae.